Messenger RNA from Mercurialis annua (annual mercury), 1433 nucleotides. Its product is annotated as bifunctional nitrilase/nitrile hydratase NIT4B-like. Gene Ontology annotation, molecular function: nitrilase activity; nitrile hydratase activity. Gene Ontology annotation, biological process: detoxification of nitrogen compound. The transcript is spliced from 5 exons. The coding region runs from base 271 to 1254 and encodes 327 amino acids. Lineage: Eukaryota; Viridiplantae; Streptophyta; Magnoliopsida; Malpighiales; Euphorbiaceae. The record is from RefSeq and is a predicted model, not a curated record.
AUUUAAGUCAUGGUUGACUUGAUAACUUGUUCAAUCUUCUUGAAGUUCCUUGAUAAAAAAAUGAAAUUGUUUUUUCAUUCACCUACUUCUUUUGAAGUUGCAUAAAAUUUAGCUCUUUGUCUCUUAUCAAUUCAGUCCAGAGUAUUUAGUUGAGAUUUAAUAUUUUAUUGAUUAGUUAGUAAUACAUGCCCCCUCUCAAAAGUCUCACCAACCGCCCACCAUGCCUAUAAGUUAUAACAAUAGACUAAAAUCAUUACCACCAGCGCGGAAAUGGCGAGACCUACUGUUCGAGCCACCAUUGUUCAGGCCUCCACCGUCUUCUAUGACACUCCCGCCACUCUUGAUAAGGCUGAGAAAUUAUUGGCAGAAGCAGCUGCAAAUGGAUCCCAGUUGGUUGUGUUUCCUGAAGCAUUCAUUGGUGGUUAUCCUCGGGGAUCAUAUUUUGGUGCAGCCAUUGCAAAUGUCACAGAGAAAGGAAGAGAAGAGUUCUGCAAGUAUCAUGCAGCAGCCAUUUCUAUACCAGGUCCUGAAGUGGAUAGAUUGGAAGCAAUGGCCAAAAAGCAUAAGGUGUAUCUAGUAAUGGGUGUGAUAGAGAAGGAUGGAUAUACUCUCUACUGUAGUGUGCUUUUUAUCAGUCCUGAAGGUCAGUACCUGGGGAAGCACCGGAAACUCACGCCCACAGGAGCUGAACGUAUAGUUUGGGGAUUUGGGGAUGGAUCAACACUUCCAGUCAUUCAAACCCCAAUUGGAAAAAUUGGUGCUGUCAUCUGUUGGGAAAACAGAAUGCCCCUUCUUAGAACAGCAAUGUAUGCCAAAGGUGUUGAAAUUUAUUGUGCACCAACAGCUGAUUCCAAGGAAACAUGGCAAGCAACGAUAAGGCACAUUGCUCUUGAGGGAGGGUGUUUCGUGCUAUCUGCGAAUCAGUUUUGCAAAAGGAAAGAUUACCCGCCUCCUCCAGAAUAUGUAUUUGCUAGUACGGAAGAAGACCUGACACCAGAUUCCGUGGUCUGCGCUGGAGGCAGUGCUAUUAUAUCACCGCUGGGAACUAUACUGGCAGGACCUAAUUAUGAGGGGGAGGCUCUAAUCUCAGCAGAUCUUGAUCUGGGAGAAAUAGGACGCGCCAAGUUCAGCUUUGAUGUGGUUGGGCAUUACUCAAGGAGCGAAGUUCUGAGCUUGACUGUAAGGGACUAUCCUGCCAAAGCUGUUACCUUCACUUCCACAUCAGGGGAAGGCUCUCCUCAGUCUCAGAUAUAGUUUACCUCUUCAUAACUAGUCAGCAAUUUGCACAAGUAAUUAUAGUAUUUCAUAUUAAUUUGUGUCUAUAUUGAAUGACAAAUCAUCUCGGAAUUCGUUUCUGUUAUGUCUGCAACUUAUUCCUAAUUUCCUAUGGCUGAAGCUGAACAAAAAUGAGAAAUGGUGGUGGGUUUUAUGCA